CAAUUACAAAUCACGUGUAAAGACCAAUCACGUCUGACACCAGGCCGAGCCUUUCUUAAAAGGCCUUUUGGAUUGUGUACUUUCUACCUGUAGGAAAACGAUAAGUAAAUCAAAACAAAACGUACUAGUUAUUGAUAUGAAAGUGAAAUGCAUAACUCGCGUAGUUCUAUGUUUGAUUACCGGUAUUUUCUCUAGCCCAACGCUGUUAAACAGUGUCUCAGCUUCAUCUCUAUUAGAUAAAAGAACCGCUCGCGAGAAACUUGCAGCGCGCGAUCCGUUCACAAACGCGCCGGGCCUCGCGCGCCAGAGACCGGCGCCUGUCCUGAGGAUCAUCGGCCGAGCGCCUCCGACAGUCCCACCUGGCGAGCAUCACCCGCUCAAAUACAGCCAGCUUCCGGACGUGUCGGUGAUUUGCUCGCGCUCUGAAUUCGUCUUAAGGGUUAAAAGGCAUUUCUACGGUUUCUCGGCCGCCGCAGAGGAGCUGACGCUCGGAGAGACCUGCAAAAGCAACGGGGUCCUUGAGCCGCAUGACGGCCUGCUCUUCACGUACGCGCUCACCGACUGCCAGGGAGAACGCCAGGUGUUUCCUGGUUACGUUGCCUACAAAUAUGUCCUGCAUUACGUGCGACAAUUACACCGAAACUCAUUUCAUUAUGGCAAAGUCAACGUUGCCGUGGAGUGUCGAUAUAAAAGGGAACAGCUUGCGCACAGUCUGGUGGUGAGUACUACAUCUCGGACACUGUUGCGCAAACUUAUCCGGAGCAGAUCUGGUGACUUUUUGAUUCAGCUGAUGGACGAGUCCUGGUCUUCUCCAGUCAGGUCAGCUGUGUACCUUCUGGGACAGCAGGUGAACGUGCAGGUCUCCACGAGACAUCAUAACCGAGGGGUCCAGCUUUUUAUUAACAGCUGUUACGCGGCUGCUACAGUCAACACUUUGAGUCAAGCAUCCAAACACGGCAUCAUAGACAAUUAUGGGUGUUUACGGGAAAGCCGGAUGAAUUCAGGUGCUUCAAGAUUCAGGUUCUCUGGGGCAGAAAAUGUUGUUCAGUUCUCCUUUGGUGCUUUUCAGUUUAUUGAGGCUCCAGAUGCCAAGGUUGCUCUCCAUUGUGAGCUCUCCGUUUCUGCUGAUGGCCCUAGUCCAACGCAGAAGUCUUGUUUUUACAGUCACACCGAAAAAAGAUGGAUCUCUGUAUUUGGUCAAGAUUCUGUCUGUCACUGCUGUGAAUCCGUGUGUAACCAGACCAAAACCAAACGGAUAACGAAUGAAGGGUUUGUAAGCAGUGAUCAAGUACUCUACUCUGACCCUGUAACUUCUCCUUUUUCUACUUUGCCUUCCUCAACUCUGGAAUCCAAUCCCAUGGCUCAUAGAAAUGAUGAUGAUAUCUGGUUUGAAGACAAACUGACUAAAGAGCACCAGAGGUCGUACACCCACAAGGAUUUUGUUGGCCCCGUUACCCUAUCAUCAUCUGAAGAGGACCAUGAUAAGAGACCGCACACAGCAGAGUUCAUAGAGGAGGAAGAGAAACAUGGGGAUGUGGAGAUUUUUAUGGCUAUCAGUACAAGUACUGUAGAAUCUGAAAAGCUAGAUAUAGAACCCAUGGAGCAGCUUGACGUUGCAUCCUUGGAUUGGUUUGAAGAAAGGAAAAUGCAGAACAUGACCUCGAGUUACUCACCCAAGAAGGUUCAGAGAGUGGAAGUUCUUCAGAAGGACAAAGGUUCCACAAAUACGUCAGUUAUAGUCAAUAAAACCAUAGAGGAACAUCUUGAUAUAGAUGAAUCAAGAGUGGGAGAAGGGCAACUGGAUGAGGUGUUUCUGCCAUCCUUCAUCUCAGAUUCUAAAAAUAAAAAGGAAGGAUUACGCGUCCCUUUAUUUUCAACAUUGGAGGAGAAACCAGAGUUUCAACUUGGAUCUGAUGAGCUGAUAGAGCAGGGUGUUGUAAGAAAUCUAGACCUUGCCCGAGACUCAGAUGAUGAUUAUUUUUCAGAUGGAAUUGAAUAAAAAGUUAAAAACUUGAUUUUUUUUUUUUUUUUUUUUUUUUUCCCCAGAGUCACUAAAAUAUAUCUAGGGCCAGCUGCAUAAACUGCUUAGACUUCUUAAAAGUUUUUUUUUUUAAGCUUUUUAAAAUUAGUUGUAAUUUAAAAAGUAAGACUGUUUACGUCUUGGAUACCUCUUCACAGUCUUAACUAGUGGUUAUAUUUAUGCAACUGGCCUCUGAUUAGUUUAGGUUGGAGAGACACUACAAUUAUGUUUUAUCGCUAGAAUGAUUGUUUGAAAUCUCGUAUACAGUAAUUUAUACGAUUGGGUUAUGUAACGCUAAUGAAAUAUAUACUAUUUGUUAAAAGGUGUGUUUUUUUUUUUUUUUUUUACACAUAAAUCAAAGGGCCAUGCAAAGCCUACUAAUACUAGUAUUGCAGGAAAUGUUUUCUUGAUUGAUAAUCCAUGUAUUGAGAGAUAUUAAAUUACUUUUGCUGCAUGGUUUCCAUGGUAAUGCCUUUUUUUAUUCUUUAUACACAGCCUUUUCAACUCUUAAAUCUAAACACCCUGUUAACUGUAGUUUUUAGGGAAACCUGUUGAAUAUCUAGUGUCAUUAUGGGUAUUCAUGUACAUGUUUGGUCUUGCCCCCUGUGCUAUGAAAUUUCAAGACUUGUGGUUAAAAUCAGCUUAACUAUUAUCAUUUAGUGCACGUUUUCCUAUUCACAUCACAUCAGUUGUGGAUAUAAAAAGACAUUUUAUAUUCUUCACCCACCCAUAGGCCUUUUCAUGUCUAUGAUAAACCCCACAGGACCGCAAUGGUUGUAAAUCUGAAUGAACUGAUUGUGUCUACUGAUACUAUCUCUGCAACAAUUCUUUCUGAUUAUGUGUUUUCUGUUAACUUGAUGGUACUUUAAAAAAAAAAAAAAAAAUGAAAACAACAUGUAAAUGUUCAGACAGGAUCUGUGAAACAACACUGGUGAAAUACUUGGCAUGUAUUUUAUUUUUCUAGUGUUUUCUUAAUGUAAUAAGAUGCAAAUAUGACAUUCUGAAUAGAACAUUAGUAAUCUUACGAUCACUAAUAUGCCCGGUGGGUGAUUUAAAUCUCAAUACAAUGUAGUUUACAAAAAAAACUUUAUUGUGACAUUUCAACAAUAAAUAUAUUACUGAACAGUGUUAAUUUACUGCAAUGUCAUCAUUCCAACAAGUAAAAAAGUUGUUCACAAUGCUAAAUGGAAAUAAUCUCAAUAUUGAUUUUUUCACAGGAGAAAAUCAAUAAUGCGGCAUGUAACAAUAUGUUAUGCGUGACAAAUUCUGAGUUUAAGACUAUUUUUAGCACCAAAAUAUAUAUGUGGCCAGCCACAUGAACUGCUUAGACUUCAAAGUUUAAAAAGCUUCCAAUGCUUUUUUUUUUUUUUUUUUUUUUUUUACUUGAAAUCAGUAAAUGGAAGACUGUUCCAAUUUAAAUUGAAAUGUAGGACUGGUUACCUCUUGGCUAACUGGUGGCUGGCCAAACUAGAUUUUAAGGCACAGUCUAGUGAUUAUAUUUAUGCAACUGAAACUACAAUUAUCUGUAUUAUAGAGCACUAAAAUAGCUGUUUGAAAUGUUAAAUGCAGUAAUUUAUAGGAUUGGGUUAUGUAACACAAUAUAUACUAUAUAUAUAUAUAUAUAUAUAUAUAUAUAUAUAUAUAUAUAUAUAUAUAUAUACAAACAGUAUAAAAAAAUACAUCUUUCAUACAU
Molecule: messenger RNA, 3713 nt
Organism: Puntigrus tetrazona (Sumatra barb)
Lineage: Eukaryota; Metazoa; Chordata; Actinopteri; Cypriniformes; Cyprinidae
Exons: 8
Coding region: 137-1999 (620 amino acids)
Biological process (GO): positive regulation of acrosome reaction; egg coat formation; binding of sperm to zona pellucida
Cellular component (GO): extracellular matrix
Molecular function (GO): acrosin binding
Source: RefSeq, a predicted model, not a curated record